UUCCGUUAAGUUAAAUUCCGUAAAAUCGUAUCCUUUUUCUGUAUCGCACAAAUUAGAGAUAAUGGGAAAACGUAAACGUAAGGAUAAAAAUCGUCAUUUAAAAGAAAAGAUUAGGCGAUUAGAAAAUCGACUCAACCGUUGUUCAUCAUCAGAGUCGGCAACAGACGAAGAAUACAAUGAUUAUGAUCGGUACUAUCCAGAAUCGUACGAUUACCCUCACAAUCCAGGUAGUGAAGACGAAGUACCCCUAAUACCGUGGUCUGAUUCGGAACAUUCAAUUCCCGAUACAACGCCCAAAUCGGUAAUCAUGCAACCUGAACCGAUAGCGGGCCCCGCUCUUAAUUCUGGCGCACCCAGUAACGUCAAUGAACCGGUAUCAGCUGAUCCGGGCAUCAGCACUAAGACUGAUACAUCGCCAACGUUGCCGUUCGAUAUAUUAGAGGCCCUCGGAGACCCGAAGGGAAAAGAGGAAAUAUAUGGACCAAAAAUACCUGAUGAGAUCUCUAAACGUUGGGGCCGGAUACUCGUUGACGGCCUAGAGAAAGAUGUAAAGCAAAAACUGCCUGAAAAACACCUGAUACCAGAUAACUUUCGUUUGGCUAAGGCUCCUAUUUUAAAUCCUGAGAUUAUAUCGGUGCUUAACGAAUCAGUCAGAUAUCGUGACAAAUUAUUAGAAAAAGAGCAAAACCAACUGGGAUUAGGCAUUUCUGAGCUCACAAAUCUAGCUUCAGCGGUAAUCAAAGAAAACUUAGAUAAAGUCGAGAUAUUAAAGAAACUUUCUGAAGCUAGUCAGAUUUUCCUAGACCUUCAUCACGAUCAGACCACUAGGAGAAGAAAACUCAUAACCACAACUCUUGACAAAAAAUUUGUCAAUAUAAUAUCGGACGUAAAAAGGGAUACCUACCUGUUUGGCGAGAACCUAGGGGAAAAAAUAAAAGCCACAAAAACAGCGGAAACAUCAGGGCUGCAAGUGAAGCGUAAAGAUGUCAACGCUGGCGCAUCUACGUCUAGGAAAUAUCCCAACCAGGGAAACUGGAGGGGCCCACCCCGAACAUACUACCAAUAUCAUCAAUUUCAACGAGCACCGAGACAGGGUGGGCCGAGACCGCGCUACCCUCACCAGCACCAGCAAUAUCGGUACCGUCCGCCAGUUCCCGAUCGUCAAGCCCAAUCGACGCGCAAACCGCCCAACAAGACCCCGAAAGCCUAACAGAGGAAGAGACACCCUCUCUGGAGUCGCCUUUCCCUGGCGGCAUCACUAUUAUCCGGGGAGCAUUUAGAAGACAAAAUCUAAACCCAGACACAAUUGAUUUUCAAUUGAUAUCAUCUUUAUCAAAAAAUUCUUUAAAUCAGUAUAAUAGUGGUUACAAAAAGUGGUGGACGUUUUGUUCAAAAAAUAACGUAAAUAUCUACUCCACCAAUAUUCCUGAUAUUCUUGCGUUUUUUACGGCUGAAUACAACGCCGGAGCAAGUUACUCCACUUUAAAUACACUUCGUUCUGCACUUUCCUUGAUAUUGGGCAAAAAGUUCAGUGAAGAUGAAAGGGUCGCUAGGUUCCUGAAAGGUGUGUUUAAAACAAAACCUGCAUUACCAAAAUACCAGUCAAUCUGGGACCCUAAUCUAGUUUUAGAUCAAGUCGGUAAUUGGCAUCCUAAUGAAGACCUGCCUAUAGAUAAAAUUACAAAAAAGUUGGUAGCUCUUCUUGCGUUGUCUACAGGACAACGUAUGCAGACGCUAGCCCUUAUUACCUUAUCCAAUAUCAAGGUAAAUUAAAAGAAUAUUGAAAUUGUAAUUAGUGACCUUAUUAAAACUUCAGCUCCGGGUAGAUCUAUGCCCCGGUUAAUUAUUCCAUUUUUUCCUCAUAAGGUCGAGAUAUGUCCCGCUAAAUGUCUAAUUGCAUAUAUGGAAAAGACCACUCAAUUUAGACAUUUAACGAAAACAGACAAGUUGAUUUUAACAACAAAAAGUCCAGUCCAUAACGCGAGCCCUUCGACCAUUAGCCGUUGGAUAAAGUCAGUAUUGGCAGCAAGCGGAAUAGAUACUUCAGUUUUUUCGGCCUACAGCUGUCGUCAUGCUUCUACCUCAGCAGCCAGUCGGAAAGGGGUAUCUGUAGACCUUAUCAAAAAGUCAGCUGGCUGGUCAAAGAAUUCUUUGGUAUUCGCAAAGUUUUAUAAUAGGCCGGUAAUUGAAGAAGACAGCAACAUUUUUGCAGAGGCCGUAUGUAAUAGGGACAAUUAUUAAAAUUGCAUUUUAAUACUA
Cydia strobilella is the source of this 2259-nucleotide messenger RNA. RefSeq lists its product as uncharacterized. The record is from RefSeq and is a predicted model, not a curated record. NCBI's taxonomy places the organism in Eukaryota, Metazoa, Arthropoda, Insecta, Lepidoptera, Tortricidae. The transcript has 3 exons. Bases 62 to 1210 code for a protein of 382 amino acids.